This is a messenger RNA of Acanthoscelides obtectus, 3293 nucleotides long. The record is from the annotation of a GenBank genome assembly. Lineage: Eukaryota; Metazoa; Arthropoda; Insecta; Coleoptera; Chrysomelidae.
CAUCUACCCAUGACAGUGACAGACGGUGACCUAAAUCUUUUGAUAUUGAAAUUCAAAUUGGUUUGUUUUAUUAUAAAUAUUCAAUUCUAGAUAAGUACAGGCAAAGUGGUAUAUAAAAGUUUGUCGCUACAGCAUUCAGCAUACAAUGUAUUUAUGCUUGAUGACCAGUUGGAAGUAGAGUAAACUAGAUUGUUACAUAGCAAAGUAAUGGAUGUCUCCAGGAAAUAUGAGAAUUUUUUGGAGUUUCGACGACAAGAAAAGAGCAAUUUUCUCUGGAUUUCCAGGACAUUACGUCCUAAAGUCGCAAACGUUCAGGAAGCACCUUGUUCGCCAUCACUACAUAAAGAUGAAGUGCUGCAAAGCCCAAAGAUACAAGAACUGCUAGACAAGGUUAGGUUUUUAAUUGAUUUUUCAUCAACAUAAGGCCCUAAGGAAAAAAUAUGAAAACUGCAUUUCUUCCAGCAUUGCCCUCUUCAGCAUAUCUGUCUAUUUGUUGAAUUUUUAAAGGGUGCAAGUAACAAAACUCUUGAGAAGUAUUUGUAACUUUCCUUUAGGUUAUGACUGCAUUUAUAUUUCCCACCAAGUAUAAAUACUUGAAAAUAAUAGCUCCUCAUUAUUUAAUGAUAACCAGGGCACUUCUUCAAUUGUCACCAAUUGAGAGUAGCCCUUGUAGUUGGCCUUAGUCUCUAUUCAAUAAUGAGACUACUCUUUCAACUUGGUCUUCCUACUGUAUACCAUGAGGCUUUAAGGGGAAUCCACAGAGGGAGAGACACAAUUGAGGACAAUUCUGUUGAGAUGUCAUUCAAACCUGCACAGCUCAUUGUGACUAAUUAGCGGAUGGGCAGCCUAAAUUCCUAGUUUUAACUGCAUGCUUUUCUUAUUUCAAAAUUUUAACUCAUUUUUGGUAAAACUUAAUUUAACUAACAUUUUAGUUAAGCAGCGUUCAAAAUGUACCAAAAGGUCACUUAGAAAAACAGGUGAAAGAAAUACUAGAUGAGAUUGGAUACAAUAAAAGCUUGAAAGUAAUAAGAUGGCUGGGAUUGGUAUUAACAAAGAUCUGUUUGAGGGUCUCAUCUGGAAUUUACAUAAAUGUGAACAAAGUUCAACAGGUUCGAUCAAAAAUGGGCAACUGCCCAGUGAUAUUUGUGCCAAGCCACAGGAGUUAUGCUGAUUUCAUACUAAUGUCAUACAUGUGUUUCACAUAUGAAAUUGUUAUACCAGCAAUAGCUGCAGGAAUGGGUAAAAUGAUGCUUGACCUUUUAAAAUUCAGGGUGUUCCAACUUUGGAUAGGCAAAGUGAAACUGAGAUACUAAGUGAAAAUUUACACAUGCUAUGAAUGCUUCUGCAGAUAAUUCUCAUAUUUGUUACAUGGAGGCCACUAAAUAUAUAAAUUCUAUCAAAAGUAUAACAGCAAGUAUACCCUGUGCUUUGGCCUGUGAUCCGGCACUGCCCAAUCUAGUUCACUGAACCAAUACCUAAGAGUGAGUUAUAUCUCCUGUUUGUGAGCAAAGGAUUAGAUAACUGGAUGGUACGAAUAGAGCUUCCAUCCCUGCUCACCACUGUGCAGAUCACCCCAUACUUGACUCAUGCACUCCGCUGUAGCACAGACCAAGAAAUCCAAGCCUGCCUGGAAACAGUGGAGUACAAGAUUUUCAUGGAAUGUGGGGUAUGGGUACCAUGUUGAGAGAUACAGGUGCUUUUUUUAUGAGACGAUCUUACAAUGAUGAUAGUGUAUACUGGACUGUGUUUAAGCAAUACAUUUAUCAGUUGGUGACUAGGGGUGAUUUGCCUAUAGAAUUUUUCAUUGAAGGCACAAGAAGCCGAAGCAAUAAAUCACUUGCACCUAAGUUCGGUCUAAUAUCAAUGAUUCUCAAACCAUAUUUCUUCGCGCAAGUACCUGACAUACUGUUUGUACCAAUAAGUAUCAGUUAUGACAGAGUUUUGGAAGAAAAUCUUUUUGCUUAUGAACUUUUGGGUGUUCCAAAGCCUAAGGAAACGACAUCUGGCUUUUUCAAAUCGCUAAAAAUUCUGAAAGAGCGGUUUGGAAGCAUUUUCUUUCACAUAGGCGAACCUAUUUCAUCGAAAGAAUUCUUCGGCGAUUCUAUAGAUCGUAGCAUCCACGCCACAGCAUCUUUACACAAACAAGAUCUUACCGAUCAAGAAAAAAGUGUGAUACCUCCCCUGGCUUUUGAGAUUUUGCAUAGACAGCAACAGGGUUUCGUCAUAACUAUAUUCAACCUGGUUGCACUUGUUCUCAACAAUACUUAUACAAACAAAAAGAAGUUGCCGACUAUUCUAGAGUUGAAACAGCAGUUGCUAUGGUUGAGGAGUAUAAUUGAAAGUUUAGGGGCCUAUAUACAUUGUGAUGAUCUGGAAAAGGAAAUAAGGGAAUGUCUGGUUGUGCAUCGAAACAUAAUACAUUUCAACUCUAACAAUGAAGUUUCUUUAGUCGAAACUCAAAUCCAUCAAGGGAAAGUCAACAUACAGAAAUUGAAAGCACAUCAGCUGAGUGACCAAACAAUGACGUACUCUGUACCAUUUGUAGCACUCCAAAUAUAUGUGAAUCCUACUCUGUUUUACCUGUUUGAUCUAGCUGUUUUGUUUACUGUAAUCCAGAAAGAGGGGGCAUUGAACAAAGAGGAUUUAUGGGUCAGAUACCAUUUUUUGAGAUCCUUAUAUGCAAUGGAGUUCGUUUUUCCUCCCCAAAAGGAACACAUAACAUACGAAUCUGCUCUAGAAAACGCCAUUGCUGUGAAUGCAUUGAUAUUAGCAGGCGACACAUAUAUCGUAGGGAGAAAUGUAGAAUUACAAGAGAUUUUGCAUAGCAGUUUCAAACCAUUUUUGCUGUCUUACUCAACAGUAUUCUUAGUACUACAGCACUUGCCACUGGCAUGCGAACAAAAAACAAUCUUAGCAAACGUACAACGAAUACUUGAGGAUGCUAUAAAUAAUAAAGAGAGUUUUGUGCAUCCAUAUACUCUGAAUCUGGAUACUUUGAGCAAUUGCAUCAAUAGCUUGUGUGCAAUGUCUGUUCUCAAAAAGGCUAGGAGAGAAAACGCAGUGUCGUUCGAGAUUAACAAAACAGAACUUGAUGAUGUCAAAACAAGAUUAGAUUUAUACAUUCCUACAUUAUGUAUAAACGAGGAUCUGCUAGUCAAUCUGCAAUUACAAAAUAAACUAUAAAUAUUAAGCGUCAAAAAGACUGGUUGGUUACCAUAUUUGGAAUUGUUUUUUAUAAAUGUUGUGCAGUAUUUAUGUAUGUUUAAUUUGAAAUAUAUAUUUGAACAUUAGCU